Messenger RNA from Postia placenta MAD-698-R-SB12, 2589 nucleotides. RefSeq lists its product as hypothetical. The record is from RefSeq and is a predicted model, not a curated record. Bases 1 to 2589 code for a protein of 862 amino acids. Gene Ontology annotation, molecular function: phosphatidylinositol-4,5-bisphosphate binding. Lineage: Eukaryota; Fungi; Basidiomycota; Agaricomycetes; Polyporales; Adustoporiaceae. Gene Ontology annotation, cellular component: TORC2 complex; plasma membrane; cytoplasm. The transcript has 11 exons. Gene Ontology annotation, biological process: TORC2 signaling.
AUGUCUCUCAUCAGUGAUCCUGACUACCUCAUCCACAGCCUUCGGUUGAACUAUCUCCGCCAUGUAGAUGACCCGUAUGCGUCUAGCAUCAUCUCCCUCGACCCCUAUUACGACUCCAAUCCGUACAUAGUUGCCUCUGGUCUCGCUGAUGUCGAGAAAUGGCCAGAACUUGCCAGGCCGUCCAGUCCAACCCCAAGCGACGACGAGGGCCGCAUCAAUGCGCACUCUGGCUUCCCCGGGGCUACUAGGCUCAAGUAUACAACAACAAUUAUGGGUCCCUCUCGAAUGGGAGGCAUGGGUCUUCGAGUAGCGGGCAAGCGCGCGUCCAUGUCGAAGAGCUCAUAUCGCUUCUCUGUGCGCUAUGGAACAGACACCCCAAGGCCCACUCUCGAUGAGAAAACAGAGCCCGAAGUACACGAUGCAUCCGCGGCAGAGCAGAGUACCGCCACCACCGCUUCUGGUUCUAUUACAUCUUCUGUGGCGGACACGCUGAAGUUGCCAGAGCAGGAGGCACCCAAAGAUGUCAACGGGUCCAUCGACAACGGAGCUCCUCAGGAAGGAGCGGAACCACCUAAGACCAUCUCUCCCGAGUUUCACCCCAAGUUCAAAGGCGCUGCAGAGAUGGAGGCGAGAAGAAAGCUUCGGAUGCAGGCUCGCGCACGCCCCGUGCCUGGCAUUCGAGUACCAAAUCCACCUGUUUUGCUGAAUCCAGAGAUCUCGUCCUCUGAAUCGGAAUCGGAAGAGGACGAGGAGGCGGAUGUGGAACCCAAUGAGGAGGACGACGAGUUCGACCUCAACGCAGACGUUGACGACAGCAUCGACAUUGAUGCCGACGAGUCUGAUCAGUACGUUCGCCCCCACUCGUGGAAACUCAUGCACUUCCCCGCCACGCGCGGCAUGCCCGGCCUCGAAGACAUACACUCCGACAGUGACGGCGUGUCCAUCCUUUCCGGCACCAACUCCGUCAUGUCCACGACCUCCUCCAUGAUGGGCUCCUCCCUGCAGCCGAGCAACAGCGCGCGGGUGGGCACGCGGCUUAGUCCUGUCCACGAGAGCCGAAUCAGCGAGGAAACCUCUCCACAACGUCUCAGUCAAGCUGCUGCCCCCGCCGCGCCUGCCGAGCCCGCACACGCGGCACACACGGAUGACCUUUUCACGCGACGCGCGGUGUUGCCCACACGACCGGGGCGCUCAGCGCUCGCGGCGCUACUUGCCGACUCGUCUGGCACGUCGUCGUCAAAUCCGUUCGCGGAGCUGUACAGCGCGAUCUCUGCGCGAGCAGAGGGCGACAGCAUGGGCGUGAACGUGUACUUCCCGCACGCACGUGAGCCGGCGGGCCGCGCGCUGACGUUGAAGGUGCGCCGCGAUGCGUCGGUGGAGGAGGUGCUUGGGUUUGCGCUGUGGACCUACUGGGAGGAGGGCUGGCUGCCGAAGAUCGACGAGGGUCUCGAGGGCGAGGAGGACGCGCGCUGGGAGACGCGCUGUUCGGCGGUGGGCUGGAUAUUGCGGAUCGCAGAGGAAGAUGGAGAGGUGGACGAGGACUUCCCGCCCCCUGAUCGUACGGGUAAGAUCUCAAAGUUCAACUUUGAUGCCUACGCCGUGCUGGAGGCGACUGCUAGUCAAGUGCAACAGAACAAGGUUUUGGAGUCCAAGAUCCAGCGCCGCCUGUCGCGCAUCGUCGUCAAGAAGAAAAAGUCGACCGGCCUGCUCAACGCAAUGCCCACGCCCGCCACUCUUGCGCCGCCGGCAGAUAGCUUCCUGGGUACCAGCGCGGGUAUCAGCUCGUUGGUGUCUUCUAUAGGCAUGUUUCCGAGUUCGCUUGGGCCGUCUUCGAGCCACGGCCAGCAACAAUUCCUGCGCAUCCGGAUCGCGGACAUGGCCGACGCGGGCCUCGUCUCUAUUACCAUUCCUGCGACGAGCGGGAUGUACACGGCAGAGGUGCUCGAGCUGGCGUGCCAGAAGCGCAAGCUUAACGACCCGAAGGACUACGCGCUCGUGCUCGACCUUGGCCCGACCAAAGUGUUCAUCCCGCUGGACAAGACGGUGAAGAGCUUGCAGGGGAAGCGCGACCUGAUUCUGAUGAAGCGGGACAUGCUACGCGAAUACGGCGUCGAGAUCAGCAGCGAGUCGUCGCGGACGACAGACCCCAAUGCGUCCAUUAUCAAGCGCAACUCAGAGAUCUUGGAGCCGUCCUUCAACUCCAUGUUUGACUACACCAAUGCAUACAAGAAAUACACCGUGUAUCGCAAGGUGCCGAUGUUGGUCACUCGCAGUGCUCGGUUAUUGGCCAUCGACGGUGUCUAUAUACAUAUCAUGCCCAUGUCGAACAAAGCGAAGCAUGUUUUCGACAGUGGCAAGACGUCCUCAUAUCACCUCAAAAGCGUUGUGGCAUGCCAGCAGUCCAGCAAGGACAGCUCUACGUUCAAGCUAGUCGUGCACAGCAAUGCGGAGCGGGACAAGCGGUACGACUUUGAGGCUGAGAGCCCCAAGCUUGCUUAUGAAAUCGUUCAGACCAUUCGCGCCUUGAAGAUCUCGGUGGAGCGUCCGGGGACGAUUAAGCAAUCGCGGAGAAGUCGACAGGUCACCUGA